AUGUAUGCCACUGAACGCUUUUUUGACGGUAAUCAAGAGACUCUACAAGAACUACCACCUGUGGAAGAUUAUGAAAAACAACCGUUGAUGACACUUGAAGAAGCAAUCAAACAACUUGAACCAUUAAUAAAUAACUGUGAAGUGAUGGCGUUGACGGCCAAACGUAUAAUGUCUCAUCCUGCAUGUGAUCUUACUUCGGAUGAGGCAGCUGCCAUCCAUCUUUAUACUAUGCCGUCUUCGAAAGCGGAUCGACAUGUUUCUAUUCAACUGAACAGGGCACUUCGCUCUAGAGAAGGAAAUGAGCUCGUUCCAUGGCUUUCCUAUCUCCAACUCUUUAUUUCUACUUUGAAAAAAUUACCAUCGGUGAUUGGUACGAUUUGGCGCUAUGCACGAGGUGAUGUUAGUGCAGAUUAUCAAAAUGAUUGUGUUUGGUCAGGAUUCAGCUCAUGCAUAGGAGCCAAGUCAGUACUUGUAGGAUCUCUUGAUAAAGGUAAUGUCUACACUAUUUUCGAAAUUGAAUGCAUCAAUGGCAAAUCAAUUCGCAAUUAUUCUGAAUGCGCGAAUGAGGACGAAGUUAUUUUGAUGCCUGGUACACAUUUAAAAGUGAUCAAGAAAGAAGAUCUAGGUAAUGGACUUAAAAAAGUUUAUUUACAAGAAGAAAACUCUCAACAACACCCGUUGAUUGACUCUCUGAGUUCAUCAUCGACGACGAAGGAAAAAUAUCGAACAGACCAAGAUAUCAAUGCGACUACAAUGCAAUCAAUCAGGAAAAUACCAUCAGCGCAACUAUCUAGUAAGAUUUUUCUAGGAUUAAGGAAUAUUUUCUUGACAAUAAGCCACGUCAUUUUAAACGAAAUAGAAAUUUUAGGUUAUUCAGACACAAAUCAGAAUCAAAGCAGGAAAAAAUUUCAAAAGUUGGAAUAAAAGUAAACUUUUUUCAUUCCCCCUCAACUUAUCUGACAGAAGAAGAUAUAUUUGGAGUAAGAGCUGAUUUUCAAGGAUACGAUUGUUGAUUUGAGUUAUUCAUUUGAACAAAAUGAAUCAUUAGCUUAUAGAAAAUAGUAAAAGAAUCGUGCAAUUCAGUUAGUCAUAAAAAAGUCGAAAUGAAAAAUAGAGAAAAGUGUCGAAAAAUUACUAUAAAAUAGGAAAACUACGGAAUGGAUGAAUAUAGAAGAGAAAAAUGUUUAAAAGAAUUUAUGUGUCAAAAAU
Messenger RNA from Rotaria sp. Silwood2, 1209 nucleotides. Lineage: Eukaryota; Metazoa; Rotifera; Eurotatoria; Philodinida; Philodinidae. The record is from the annotation of a GenBank genome assembly.